UUAAACCCCAUACAAGACAAGACUUCUUCAAAAUCCUCACAAUUUUCCAAAAACCCACAGCAGAAAAUCGCAAGCGUUUCAGCAUGGAUCACGCAGCUGCUGCUGAAGAGAGCUUGGUGCACGAGAGGCUGAGGCAGAAGCUCAAUGAGGUCAACGCCGCCGCCGAAUUACACCUCGCCGGUGUAAAAGACCACAUCAAUUUCACCCUGCAGCAAGCGUAUUUCAAGUGUGCGUACGAGUGUUUCGACCGGAGGAAGAACCAGAACGAGAUAGAAAACUGCGUGGAGCAUUGCAGUGUGCCCGUGUUGAAUGCCCAGAAUCUUGUCGAAAACGAAAUGGCUAAAUUUCAGGAAAAACUAAGAAGGUCUCUUACAGUUUGCCAAGACAAAUAUGAGUCAGCCAAGCUCCAGCAGAAUAGCAACUAUUCCAUGAAGGAUUUGGAGUCGUGCGUUGAACUUUCUGUUCAGGACAGCAUCAACAUGAUGCCACAUGUUGCUGGGAAAUUGAAGUCAUAUUUGUCACUCGAAGAUUAAAUCGACUGUUCUUUCAUGUUUUGUUCCUAUAAAAUGCUAUCUUUAAGAAUAUAUUUGUUUUCUAUAUGAUAUCAAGAUAGCACUUGAGUUGUAUAGACUCCCAAGUGACUGGAACUCGGAAUUAAUUUUGCCGCUGGUAGCAUGUAAUGAUUUGAGAUCUAUCUAAUCUUUUGGUAUGUUCAUAAUGUGAAAUGCAUCAAUUGUUGGCAUUAACAUUCACAGGAAAUGAACCAAGAGCGAUUUAAGAUCGUAAAAAAGAAGCAAUUUUGCUAGCCUUUUUAUCUGGAGUUCAGGUGAACUGUUUAGAUAUAAAAAACAGAGCAUAUAUUUAUGCUGAUGCAACAAAAAUAGUAAGGUAAGUUCAAUAUGAAAAUUUUAAGGACUUCAAACUUUUUGAGUCUUAAG
Striga asiatica is the source of this 938-nucleotide messenger RNA. The record is from the annotation of a GenBank genome assembly. NCBI's taxonomy places the organism in Eukaryota, Viridiplantae, Streptophyta, Magnoliopsida, Lamiales, Orobanchaceae.